Messenger RNA from Babesia bigemina, 4731 nucleotides. RefSeq names its product ABC transporter, ATP-binding protein domain containing protein, putative. The coding region runs from base 1 to 4731 and encodes 1576 amino acids. Lineage: Eukaryota; Apicomplexa; Aconoidasida; Piroplasmida; Babesiidae. Gene Ontology annotation, cellular component: membrane. The record is from RefSeq and is a predicted model, not a curated record. Gene Ontology annotation, molecular function: ABC-type transporter activity; ATP binding; ATP hydrolysis activity. The transcript has 6 exons. Gene Ontology annotation, biological process: transmembrane transport.
AUGGAGCAAAACAACAUCGCCGGGGCUAAACCCCGGUGGUACGAGUACCUGUAUUUCUGGCGCCCGUAUUCCGUCAUGAAGCGCAUACAAGACGGCGAUUACACGGCGGAUAAGGGUUACGGCAACUACUCGGACAGCCGCGGCAUGAAGUUCCUGUCGUUCGGGUGGAUAACCAAGUGGAUUGGCCUGGUGGCGUACGGCAACCUUCACUACGACAGGUACCCAGGAAUACCCGCCAGCGACUUCGACACGUUCGCCUCGACGGAGCUGAGCCUGUGCCUCAUCGAGGGCCGCUCCAUCCCGCGCGGGCCCUUCUUCACCAAGGUCGUGGGUGAAAUGCGGUGGAGCAUAUUGCGCGUUUUCCGGCACGCAUUCACAUAUCUGCUGUUCCUGACGGUGAUGAAGGACGCGACUGAGCUGCUGGUGAUUUGCCUGAUGAAGAUGGUGGUCGGCGGGGUCACGCUCAACAGCUCCUCGGCAAUCCUCUCGUACGUUCUGACGACGGCCGCAAUCGCGUCGGCCAUAGCGCUGGACGCGUUCGUGGAGGCCUACCAUCACUUCUACUACAGGCGCAUGUCGCUGCGGGUGGAGAUCACGCUCCAGACGCUGCUGUUCGGGAAGAUCCUGGCGCGCGACCGCCAGCUGGCGAUGCACCAGAGCGUAAACGUGUCAUUCCACGGCAGCAGCGUCGACAGGGACCAGCAGCCAUCGAGUGACUCCUCCCGAGCCACUAGCGAGGCGGACGCGUCGGACGAGGUGAACAUCCUCAACCUGGCGCUCUUCGACGUCGACGAGAUCUCCAACGGGAUCGUGCGCGUCAUCGAUCUCGUGAACGUGCCGAUAAAGGUAUGCAUGCUCAGCAUCUGGUUGUACAGGGAGAUCGGCUGGAGCUCCGUGCAAUCGCUGGGCAUCAUCGGGGUCAUGACGGUGCUGAUGCUCCUCUCCGAGUGCCAGUGCGCGUCCCUGCUGAAGGAUUAUGUGCGGCGUGUGGAUCUGCGGCUUUUCAAGACCCAGGUAGUCCUGGAGGACCUGCGCAACCUGCGCCUGGUAAAGUGGGUGGGAUACGCAAUGGAGAACGUCAUGGGAAGCCGGAUGCACGAGCUGCAGUCAUGCCUGAAGCGGGCGUACCUGAGUGCCUUGAGCAGCUGGGUGGGCAUGGUGGCGCCGAACGUGAUGGCGCUCUUCAUCUUCGUGACGUCGGCGAUGAACAAUUCCACGGUGCUGCGCGGCCUGAACCUUGACAAGAGCCAAGCGCUGCCGCUCCUGCACGCACUGAGCUAUUUCAUCAGGCCGCUGCGGAAGCUGCCUUCGGACAUCAACGACCACAUGGAAACCUCCAUUUCGUGCCGCCGGCUCGAGGACUACGUGUACCGCAAGGUGCUCGACACGCACGUGCCGACGCCGUACGAUAAGUUUUCCGAGCGCGUCCCGGAUAGCAACUCGGACUGCCAGCAUCCGUACAAGGUCGACAUGUCAACGCUCUACGCAAAUGGUAGGCCCAGUGCCUUCUCCAUCGCCAGACGCAAGUUCGUCAACCGCCUGCCUGCAUGGAUGAUUCCGAAGAUGCCAGCGGGGUCCACGGCCAGUACCUCGCGCUCGCUCACGCCCUUCAACGUGGGCAUAGAUAGCCCCAGCUGGUCGUUCAUACGCUCUCGGGACUCAAUCACCCUGGACAGCGAGCUUCUGCGCGACUCCUUCAUGGGGGUCAACUACCCGCACGUGGUCCAGUUCUCCCACGCGUUCUUUGGCUGGACGUCGGUUCCCAUCCUCUCUAACGUCAACUUGACGUUGCGGCCAAACGAGGUCACCUUCCUCAUUGGGCCGCCCGGCUCGGGAAAGACCUCUCUCUUGAGCGCGAUACUGGGCGACCUCCAGCUGCUGUCUGGUUCCGUCUGCGUGGUCCCUUGGGAAGUUAACCUCCCCAUUGGAUACGUGAGCCAAGAGCCGUGGAUCCCCGUGGGCACUGUGCGGGAAUGUAUCCUCUUCGGCCACCAGAUGGACGUCAUGCUCUACAACCGCGUGGUGAGCGCAGUGGGACUCGACACGGACAUCGCCAACUGGGAAGCGGGCGACUUACGUGUGCUGGAUGAGGGCGGACAGAACCUGAGCACUGGUCAGCGGGUGCGCAUUUCGCUGGCCCGCUGCCUCUACAACCAGAUGAUGCACUCGCACAACGUCCACGCCGCGUCCUACACGCUGUACUGCCUGGAUGAGCCUUUCUCGGUGUUGGACCCUUCGCUGGCCGUUAGGAUAUUCACGAUGCUCUUCGGGCCAACGGGUCUGAUGACGGGCGCCAGCGCCAUCAUCGUGGUGCAGGAGGGCUUCAUCCACACGCUGCGCUCAAGCGGCGUUAACUUCGCAGGCAUGAAAUACUUCGUGUACCACCUUGACGGGCCCAUCACGGAGCCGCGAUUGGAGACUCUGGAAGAAUUUGAAGGCAAGCACGUCCCGAACGAACCGGCCGACGCGGCCGGCCUGCAGACCGCCGAUUCGUUUGACGAGUUGGGCGUCAUCAGCGCGUUGCACACGGUCGAGGUUUUCAACACUUCUGGGUCCAUUGGUGACCUUGACAGCACCAGCGACGAUCCAAAGUCUGACGUAGUCACCGAAAGUUCGUCAAAAGCCUCGUCCACGCAGUUGGGCGACAACAACCAGGCACGCGGAGCCCUGCGGUGGAGCAACUUCAUGUGGCUGUUCAACCACAUUGGGAUGUCUACGGUGCUGACCAUGCUUGCGGUGUCGUUCAUCACCGUCUCCAUGAGCAUUUUCAGUGAGCAGGUCGUGCGCUGCUGGGGCGCCAUCGUCGACACGCAGCGCUGCGUCCUCCCCGAAGGCACGGAUGAUAUGGCUGUGGACCAGAUUAUGAUGGAAACGCAGGCGUACGACCCCAUAAUGCGCCUGAAGCUGAACCACUACUACCUCUUCGUGCUCUCCAACAGUUUGAUCGUGGUCCUCUGCAUGUGCAUCAUCUUUCUGGAGCCACUCGGGACGUUCCAAGCCGCGCGCAGCGUGUACGAAUCGGCGCUCGGGGGCGUGCUGCGUUCCCCGCUGUCCGUGUUCAGCACCAUGCGCAUCGGCACCAUCAACAACCGCCUAUCCACCGACCAGACCUACGUGGACUACAACUGCUUCACACGGUUCUCCAGCACCGCGUCCACGCUGAUGUACAGCACGAUAUCCAUCGUCAUGAUCUGCAUCCUCAACUGGUGGUCGGGUGCCAUGCUUCCCAUAGUCCUGUUUCUGACCUUCGUCGUCGUCGUGCGUGACUACCUUCCCAUGUGCAGGGAGAACAUGCGUACAACGCUGUGUACGCGCGCCGCGCUCUGCACGCUCAUCAGCCAGACCGUCACCGGCGCAAGCGUCAUCCGCUCCUCGCGCCGUGAGGGUGUCGCCAUGUCGCAAUUCCUGCGCUACCUGGACGCGUACGAGCGCACCAAGUUCUUCCACGCAUGCGCCGUCGCGUGGGGAAACGUCCGCAUACGGAUAAUGGGUUUCCCGCUGAUCUUGGCGAACGUGUUGUCGCCGCUGGUCCAGCUCAUGCUACAGCCGCCCGCGGACUGCGGCACCGCCAUGGACGUGCACGUUAGCACAGCGCUGAUGUACUCACUGAAGGUAUCGAGGUCACUGAAGGCCGUGAUUGCUAUGAUGGUCGACGUGUCUAACAUCAUGUGCGCGUGCCAGCGGCUACAGGACAUGUCCAAACUUGGGCCGCAGUACGACCACAAGUACGAACGCCUGCGAAUAUCUGCCAAGUCGCGGAGCGCGCGCCACGGUGUAACGAGCUCCUCUGCCUCGCCCGAACGCCUCUCCCAGGAGGGCGCGAUAUCGUUCCAGCUCACGCGCACCGGAGUGGUGCUCCGUAACGUCGUCGUGGACUACACGUUCAUCCCGCCCGUCAAAUCCGCGAACGAAACGCUGGCAGGCGCCGACGACGCUCCACAACCGGUAAUCAGCUACAGGCGCCUGUCGCUGUCGUGCCCGUUCCUGUCGUUCCCACCAGGCCAGCACGUUGGCAUCGUGGGCCGCACAGGCUCCGGGAAGAGCACGCUGCUGUCGGCGCUGGCUGGCGCGGUGAACUUGGUGCGGGGCACUAUAGAGCUGGACGGCGUGAACAUCGAACGCAUCUCGUCCGACGAGAACUGCACCACCAUCGGCAACAUCCCUCACAACCCGCCGCUGCUGGUGCACUGGACCGUGCGCGACUACGUCGACCCGAAACACGAGUGGGAAGACGUCGCUAUUUGGGAGGCACUGUACACGUGCAGCGCGGGCCCCUUCGUGCGCAGCCUGCCGGGCCCCAACCCGCUGGACGUCGUGCUGAAGAAAUCCUGGACUAACAAGUGCAAGGGCAAGAAGGACAACGUCGACAGCUCAGGCACCCCGAGCGUCGUCAUACUCGACGUCCACCUGCAGUACCUCAGCCUAGCGAGGUUGUGGCUCUACAAGCGGGAGCUGCGCAUGCUGCUGGUCGACGAGGCGUCGGUGAUAGGCACGUCGGAGGGGCAGUCGUUCCAGCCCAUCCACGAGCUGCUGAACCGCCUGUUCCGCAGCUGCAAUGUCUUCCUCGUUGCGCACAACGCCGAGUCGCUGCAGUUAUGCGACCGCAUCUUGGUGCUCGACAACGGCCGCGUUGUUGGCGAAUGCCAAGCGUCCGAAGUCUCCAGCCAACGCGACCUGGCCGCGCGCUGCCGCCAAUUCGCGCGCGGCGCGAAUCCCCCAUCUGACGAGUAG